This is a messenger RNA of Pocillopora damicornis (cauliflower coral), 3153 nucleotides long. RefSeq names its product kelch-like protein 20. The record is from RefSeq and is a predicted model, not a curated record. NCBI's taxonomy places the organism in Eukaryota, Metazoa, Cnidaria, Anthozoa, Scleractinia, Pocilloporidae. Gene Ontology annotation, molecular function: protein binding.
UGAGUAGAUCACGUUUGUUUGGUGUGAAAUUGACACCAAACUGUGACAAACCAUCAUACAAACAGAAGCUUAUGAGCUUACAACGACUUAAACAGAAGACGAGAUACAACAACUGAAAUCGCGUGAGGCUACCCGCCCUUGAUCUUGCUCGUUUGUAGUGACAGUAUGGACUUCGACCGCGUUCUUCCUCAAGAAAGCUCUCCACAACUCGACGACGACACGGUCAAGUACGAGGGUGGUAGUAAACAUGGAAUUAAAGCUCUUAUGGUCAUGGACGACUUAAGAAAACGCCAACAGCUAUGCGAUGUAACGAUCUGCGUGGGAAACAAACAACUGCGUGCGCAUCGCAUAGUUUUAUGCUCGUUAAGUUCCUACUUCCUUGCCAUGUUUACCGGUGGUAUGGCCGAAAGCUAUGAGGAAAGUGUGACAAUUAACGAGGUCGAUGGUAGAGCUGCUGAACUCCUCAUCGAUUAUGCGUACACCGGAAAGCUCGAUAUCACUGUGGACACGGUUCAGUCCCUGCUCUUUGCAAGCUCAUUAUUUCAACUAACCGCAAUUCAGAAAGCUUGUUCAGAUUUCUUACUCCGACAACUUCACCCUUCGAAUUGUUUAGGGAUCCGUUCGUUUGCCGAUACACAUUCCUGCGCCGGUUUAUUUGAAGCAUCGGAGAAAUACAUACACGAACAUUUUAACGACGUAGUACAGAACGAAGAAUUUCUGCUGCUUUCUCCCAACGAGUUAGCUUUGUUGUUGACUUGUGAAGACCUAAAUGUGAAUUCUGAGGAGGACGUGUACAACGCGUUAAUUGCGUGGGCGAGGGAAAACGUUGAAGAGAGGCAAUCAUUCUUAGCUGAGCUUCUUGGUAAAGUUCGCCUGCCGUCGCUCUCCCCUCACUUUCUGGUGGAUCAAGUGGAAAAAGAAGAGCUUAUUCGUCAAGACAUCGCUUGCAGGAAUCUUUUAGACGAAGCAAAGAAUUUUCACAUGCUUCCUGAUAGGAGAGGCAAGCUCAGAGGUGAAAAAUCACGCCCUAGAAGAUCUACCUACGGAAGUUUAUACAGUGUCUGUGGAAUGGACUCUACUGGUCAUCCAGUGAAAAGCGUGGAGAAGUAUGACUUCCACAGUGGCAAAGUGAAGCUUGUGGCACCCGUCAACACUGCUCGCAGUGGUGUGGGUGUGGCUGUACUUGAUGGGAAAAUGUAUGCUGUAGGAGGUCAUGAUGGAACAACGUACCUGAAUAGCGUUGAAUGCUAUGAUAUCAGGACAAAGCAAUGGAAGUAUGUUGCAUCUAUGGCACACGCACGUCGUUAUGUUGCGGCAGCAGCCUUGGAUGGCCUUCUUUAUGCUGUUGGUGGCUAUGAUGGCUUUGCAGUUCUUGACUCUGUUGAAGUGUAUGAUCCGAGACUGGACCAGUGGAAACCUGCUGCUAAUAUGGCUAAUCCCCGAAGACAUGUUGCUGUAGGUGUUUUGGAUACAAAGGAUGCAACUGGAGAUGGUUCUGGACCAGGGUAUCUGUAUGCUGUUGGUGGUCAUGAUGGAAUCAACUAUCUAAAAACAGUAGAGAGGUACAACCCAGAGACGAAUGAAUGGACUUGUGUGGCAUCCAUGGGUGCACGAAGGGGUGGGGUGGGUGUGGCAACUCUUGGAGGAUGUCUGUAUGCAACUGGGGGUUAUGAUGGAGCCUCCAACCUGAGUACAUCAGAACGCUAUUACCCAGAUGAAGAUAGAUGGGCAUUUGUAGCUCCUAUGAGUGUAUGUCGCAGUGGACAUGGUGUAGGAGUUGUCAAUGGUUGUUUGUAUGCUCUGGGUGGUCAUGACGGAGUGUCAUACCGAAAUAAAGUAGAAUACCUCAAUCCUCAAGUUGGUGAAUGGACAACUGUUGGCCCAAUGGGAAUGAGCAAAGCUGUUGCUGGAGUCGCUGUUGUGAAAGAAUAUUAGUGUCUGUGCUUUCAAGUCUUAUCUAUACCAACAUUUUUUUCUUAAUGAGUGAAAUUUAUUUUUCAUGCUAUGCAUGUUAUGUUUUUAGGAAAAAAUUUAUUUUAUUAUUUGACUAAUUCACAAACUAUGAAUAAUUUCACAUUGGGGCAUUUCCCAAGAUGUUGUGUCUAUAAUUCAAUUGUUGACAUUAUUAAGAAUUAACUAGGUAAUGCAGAAUUAAACAAAAAAAUGGAUGUAGGGUGAAGUAUUCCCAGCUUCAAUUGUCACUGAAGGAGACAUUCAAAGCUUAUUUAUCACUCAGGCAAGUGUAAAAGAUUCCAUUGAACACACACAAGCAAGGAUUGGCAGUCAAUAAAAUUGAAUGGCUUUCCUCUUACUAAAUGUUGUACGAGGGGAACUCCUUUCUUGCGCCUUGUUAACCCUUUAAAUCCUAAGAGUGACUAGCAUCUAAUUUCUCCCCACAAUAUCUCCCCUGAAUCACACAUUAAGGUCAUGAGAAUGAAGGAAAUGAUCACCGAUGAAAGAGCCUUUGAUUGGUAAACAAAUUCUCCUGUUAGCACCUUAGGAAAUGUAUAAAGAACAGUAUGGAGAAUAUGCAUACUGAUGUUCGGGUGUAAAGGGUUAAGUUUCUGCUUUAUUGUGUAACUCUACAACUUGUGUGUUGUUGGCGAUCACCAUGAGUGAUAUGUUUAAAAAAAUCCUAGGGCAACUGUUACAAAAUAGUUAUACAGCCAUGCUUCUGAUUGAACAAUUUUUGAUCUGAAUCAAUUGAAAAUAUUUAUUUAUGGUUUUAAGUGAAAAAAAAAUUAAGCUCAAGCAGAAUGUAGCUGUGCAUAUUUUGUUCUGGUUUGCAUGGGGGUGAUGUGGAGGUACAGCAUUCUUGCUUCAAGGCAAUUCUGUUGCCUCUGUGAACCUUCUGACUCCCGAGAUUCAAUGAGUAAGUCUCCAUUUUAACUCCCUAAUAUUUCCCUGAUAUGUCUUAUCAAGAUAACACCAAGGUUUUAGGGUUGUCUGAUCUCACUUGUUUGUAAGAUAACAUAUUGGAACCGUCAAGAGAAGUCUUUUGUUAAUAACUUCUGAGAGUUUAGGAGUUAAAACUAUGGGAAAAGCAGGCUCCCACCAAAUAAAAAUAUUUAAAGAAGCUGUUUAAGUAUGUUAAGAGAUGUGAUAUACUUCCUAUGGAGUAAAUUAAAUAAAUUUUAAAAACCUUUUCACUUU